AUGAUGCCAAAAAAAACAGCCUCGCCACCCUGGAAAUCGAUCGCUGAAUACAACUCAAAAGAAGCCAAGAUGUUGUCCGCUAAGAUCGACAGGAAGCUGCAGGCAGAUCGGAUCAUAUCUGAAAUGGAAAUAAAACUUCUUCUUCUCGGAACCGGCGAGUCUGGAAAGUCCACAAUUAUGAAGCAAAUGAAGGUGAUUCAUAAUAACGGAUAUCACAAGACAGAGCUACUGGCCUUUAGGAGGGAUAUUCAUCGCAAUCUUCUGGAAUCCAUCCAACAGCUUUUGGCCUCUCUUUCCAGCUUGUCUAUUGACAUUUGUGACCUUGAUCGGCUGGAUGUGUCGCCUUUUUUUCAUCGACGUAAAUAUUCGAUGGAGGAAAAGAUUGCUUUUCAAAAUGCAGUCGCCCUCAUACUGCGCGCGCAGACCUCCGCUUGCGACCGAAUUGGAAUAGGUAGCAAUGGAGGCACUCCCCCUCCAUCAUCGGCCUCUGUCCUCUCAGCAGCAAAUGGAAGAAACUGGGAUCUCAUUGAUCGGCCGAUGGCCGAUGCAAUAAAGUUGCUUUGGCGGACGACUGGGUUGCGAAAGCAUUUUGACAAGCUUGCGCAUUCGAGCUAUAUCCUAUGCCAAGCCCCUUACUUUCUGGAUAAUGUUGAACGGAUAGCGAUGCCGGGAUAUAUCCCCACCAUUCAAGAUGUGCUCCGCGCACGAAUCAAGACAACAGGCAUUUCAGAAACACGCUUUAGAAUCAGAUCUGGCCACUACUCCCCCUCUGUAUGUAUGAUCGAUGUUGGGGGCCAAAUCUCGGAAAGGAAAAAGUGGAUCCACUGUUUUGAAUCCGUAACAGCGAUCCUGUUUUGCGUGUCGCUUUCGGAAUAUGACCAGGUGUUGCUAGAAGAUCCCUCUCAAUCCAGAUUUUUAGACUCCCUCUUGCUAUUUGAGAGCAUUGUCAACUCCCAGUGGUUCAAAAACACGAUUAUCAUUUUAUUUUUGAAUAAGAUUGAUUUAUUCAAGAACAAGCUUGCAGUUUCUCCUCUUUCAAGCUACUUUGAAGAUUAUGACGGGCCUCCAAAUGACUUUGAGCAUGCAGCCACCUUUAUCCAGACAAAGUUUCUUGCUUUAAACCAUUCUGGCUUGCCAAUAUAUACGCAUUUUACCUGUGCCACAGAUACCCGGCAAAUAGAAACCGUGUUUGCCGCCAUUAAGGAAGCAAUUCUCAGUAGGGCGCUCAAAGAAACAGGGCUGUUGUGA
Molecule: messenger RNA, 1248 nt
Organism: Mitosporidium daphniae
Lineage: Eukaryota; Fungi; Microsporidia
Exons: 1
Coding region: 1-1248 (415 amino acids)
Biological process (GO): adenylate cyclase-activating G protein-coupled receptor signaling pathway
Cellular component (GO): heterotrimeric G-protein complex
Molecular function (GO): GTPase activity; G protein-coupled receptor binding; G-protein beta/gamma-subunit complex binding
Source: RefSeq, a predicted model, not a curated record